Molecule: messenger RNA, 4110 nt
Organism: Coregonus sp. 'balchen'
Lineage: Eukaryota; Metazoa; Chordata; Actinopteri; Salmoniformes; Salmonidae
Source: the annotation of a GenBank genome assembly
CGAACCUCUCAUUUGAGCGUGCGUGGUUACGGAAGAAGACGUGGCGCCAGCUUUUUCUCGGCUAUCAACAAACUACCGCUAUCUAACGAUUAUUGAAUGAGGACAAGUGAUUUGCCAAUCGCUACACUUCCGACAAAAUGAUAUCUCUAACGGAUUCACAGAGUAAGAGCUUUUAAUUUUAAAAUGACAUGUUUAAAGCGUUGUUGUAUCUUCUCUUUGUGAGCAAUCCUUCAAGCUAGCCAGGAUUGGAAUGAAUGGGACCAGUUGGGCCCAUCGCCCUAUUUUAUGAACGACCUAUUAUUAACUUAUUUCACUGCUAGUCAUAUCAUGGUAGAUAACUAGUUACUUACCUACUCCUGCUAAUAAAGUAACGGAUGUGCAGACAAGAGUAUAUGGAUGGAUGCUUUAGGUGUCAAUGGAAACAAUGUAGCUAGUUUGACUUUAAUCUAUUGACUUCUCUUUUGGCUCCACAGAAAUCGGGAUGGGGUUGACAGGCUUUGGCGUGUUCUUCCUCCUCUUCGGGAUGAUCCUGUUUUUUGACAAAGCUCUUCUUGCCAUUGGAAAUGUGAGCCUACUACAUAAUCAUAAUGUUGUGAUGUAUGCCAUAGAUGCCCCGCUACGUGUAUCUCCUUUCUUUACAAGAAUGAUCCCAAAUGUAACAUACCCCUUUUCCUGCCUUUUACAUUUUACUAAUUUAGCAGACGCCCUUAUCCAGAGCGAUUUACAGUAGUGAAUGCACACAUACUUUUUAUUUUUUCUUCCAUGCUGGUCCCCCGUGGGAAUCGAACCCACCACAACCCUGGCGUUGCAAUGCUCUACGGGACUGGCGUUUACACUAUAAGCGGAACUAAUCUAGGCACGCUAGCCUCGCCCUCAUGUGGGUGCUAACAAGCAUGCUAGAUAAUGCUAAAUAUCAACAGCCAUUGUCAGCCAAUCCAGUAGGGGUUGGAAGCUAUGGUGAGCUUCGAUUGGUCACUUGCGUCGCGAUAUCGCGGAGGAUUUGAAUUAAGUUCAGCUUUCCCAUGUUAGGCUCGCCCAUGUUCGCAUCCCUCAAUAGUUCUGACACAGAACAAUGAGACAGAUAUAAUAAUAUAAUAUAAUAAUAAUAUGCCAUUUAGCAGACGCUUUUAUCCAAAGCGACUUACAGUCAUGCGUGCAUACAUUUUUGUGUAUGGGUGGUCCAGGGGAUCGAACCCACUACCUUGGCGUUACAAGCGCCGUGCUCUACCAGCUGAGCUACAGAGGACCACGAUAUUUCACUGGACAUAUAAAUGUGAAGGAUCCACUUGGCGUUUCCACUCACUACCAAAAAUUAUGUUUCAACGGUGGUGCCGCUUCCUUAAACGCAUACUUACUCUCUGGAAAAACCCUUUUAGCUAGAGUUGUGGACAGGGCCUAAAACGAACCUUUUUAUCUACCAGCCACUGUAGCAGGUAGAUGAUAUAUUUUACUAGGGCUGGGACGAUACCAGUAUCGCGAUACUCGUUAGUAUGAAGUGGCAAGGAAACAAAACACGAAGCAGAUUUCACAUCUUGUUGGAAACAAACAUCAUUAUGUUGUCAUUCCGAGUCACGUGUAUUUAUUUUCCAAGCUAUAGUACACAAUAUUUUACAUACAGAAAGAGAUUGCUCUGCUUUGUGUGUUCAUUUUGCCAUGGAAAGAAUAUUGCGAUGGUAUCGUCACAGCCCUAUUAACACACACACACACACAAAAUGAAACGGAUGAGCAUGCAUAGUAAUGUUUGUAAAACAAGAAAUGUAUUACUAGUAAGAAGUAAUGUGGUAUAUUUGUCAAUGUAAUUAAAAUAUUUUGUGACCUGAGUCUUUUAACCAAAAUAUCACAGAUGAGAGAAAUGUUCAGCUGCCCCUUUAAGGUUACUAUGGUAAUGGGGCCACUCCAGUCAUCACAUGUGCAGUGCCUGUGAGAAUCUGAGGGACAGGGCAAGUUCAAGCUUAUCACUUUUGUCAAGUAAUUGACCAUCGUUGGUCACUGCCUUUCAAAGUGUGUUGCAGUAUGGUUAUAAAAAUUGUCGGGCUUGCGACUUCAUGUCAACAUCAUCAACUUUACAAAAAUCGUGAUGAAAGGUCAUGCAGUUUUUGAUGAAGUCGCUGCAGUUGCUUCUCACCAACUGCACCAUGCAGCAGCUAUCACCUGCAUUGUGGGGGGCACUAUUUGCCAACCAAUCAUUAGGGUGUUUUUAUUUGACUCAUGCAAGUGUGGCCAAAUAUAUGACUGAAACAGGAACCAACUUUGCCAUAUUUUAAAGCUACAGGGGAUACAAAUGAAAGUGAUAUUUGAGACCUCUCUCUAACCAAUGAAUUGUUGUAUACAGUUUGUGAGUGUGUGAUAUGGGGGUAUAGAAAAUUUUAUUUUGACAUGUAUACAGACAGACUUUGAUAAACAAUAGCAGCCAUGUUGAAAACCACAUUAGUGUCUGACUUUUGGCUGUUGCAGAUGCACCUCCCCUGACUACACUCCUCGACUUUCGUUUGCAGUGGGUUGCUUUCGCCUUACCACUCAAAUGAGCCCACACUCUUUUCAUGCCACUUUGAUACAAAGUGAUUUUCAUAGCGGGUUAGGAGAGCAUUUUCCUUAACCUUAACCUCAGUCUCCUAACUUGCUAUGUUAAUUCUCCUAACCUGCUACGUAAAUUCUCCUAAUCUGCUACGAAAGAGUCACUUCGGUAUCAAAGUGGCGUGAAAAGAGCGUUUCCAGAGAAUCUGACUAGUAGCCGAGGACUUUUCUUCUUCGCUAGCACUAGAAGCAAACUCAAGCGUUAAAAAACCUAGCAUGUGAACAAAAUAAUGUAAAUAGCCAAUAAACACGAAGACAAAGUCUCACUUUAGUAGGCUUUUGAGUAAAUUAGGCCAAUUUUAUGCCUGUGCACAUUUCUUCUAAAAACAAAUCUUUCAGCACUUCACUUAGUGCGCACGGCCCCCCAGCCAGGCAGUGUUGCUGUGCGAGGUGAGUUUUUUUGUGUGAUUACCAGAUAUUAAAACAAAAUGGCAGAAAUACUUUGAAAACAGCUACUGCAGCAUUUCUUUUGCAAUAGUAUAAGACACAACUCGCAUGUGCUCAUACUUGACUUUUGACUCUUCUUAUGAAAUCCUCACACUAUAGAUCCCUGAGUGUGACCACCUGCCAACAUGGCUGGUGAAUUAGACAUUCUACCCGCCAAUGACAAAAUCUGUUAAUUGUAGGCCCUGGUUGUGGAGGCCUAUGAUGAUUCUCUGUUGUAUUGCACUGCCUCCUAAUCUACAGUACUAGUACUAGCAGUGUCUCUGAUCAGACCACUGUGUCUAGCUGGUGUUUUUGGUAUGUGUCCUCCAGUAGAUUACAUAGCUAAAUGAAGUCAAAAGACAUACUGUACUGCACUAGCCUUGCAACCAAAAUGCUUUCACUACUACGUUUCACUGUUGUAGAAGUGAAACAACGGUGAACUGUAGCUAAAUCAAUUUGGCUGCCGCCAGGCUAGUGAUGCAGCAUACUGUCAUGGGAUUCCUAAAAUCCUCUGUUUAUUUCUCACCCCUGUGUUUGUGUGUCAGAUAUUGUUUGUAGCAGGCCUAUCCUUUGUCAUCGGCUUGGAGCGUACCUUCAAAUUCUUCUUCCAGAGACAUAAAUUUAAAGCCACCAGUUUCUUCCUGGGGGGCGUGCUGGUGGUUCUGAUUGGCUGGCCUAUCAUUGGAGUAGUGCUGGAGAUCUAUGGCUUCUUCCUCUUAUUCAGGUCAGUUGGCCUGAAAUGACAGUUGGUUAAAAUAUUUGCCUACGUUUUUUCCCUCGAUUCCCUGCUUCCUCUCUCCUCGCCUCCAUUCUCAAAACCUCACAGAGAAGCAAGGAGAACAUUGGAGAAGGAACUUCAGAUCUUCUUCUCCAGUGCUCUCCUCGCUUCCCUCUAACAUUUUGUGAAGUAGGUGAGGGGACAGGAUUUGAAAAAUCAAGGAAAUUACUUUUGAGAUUCACCCCAAAUGUCAGUCUAUUGCCGGUCCUCCUUAGUCUCUCACCUCUCUGUUCCACUCUCUUCUCUUUUCCAGGGGCUUCUUCCCAGUGGCAGUAGGCUUCAUCAGGAGGUUGCCUGUCCUCGGGUCCAUACUGAACCUCCCAGGGAUUAGU